GGUUCUUGAGGUAGUGGGCGCUUUUGCCCCAAUGGGAGCUUGAUGUAGGGAGCUUGCUAGAAUCGUCCAACCGUUGAUCCAUUCUAGUGCUUGCUCUAGAAACCUAGAAAAAUGGGCGAGAAUUAGGUCAGUGAUGCGAAUGUGAUGAAUGUGGAUUCUGGAAGCGCUGCAGGCGAUUCUCUGGCCAUCGCAGCAUCAGCAGCAGCGGAUGGAUGCGAUCGCAGCGAGUCCAAGCGAUGCGAAGCUCUUCUCCAAGGUGAAGGGAUUCUACGAUCUGGGAAAGCAGGAGCUGGAGAAGGCUGUCCGGCACGAGGAAUUUGGCUUGCCGCAGGAUGCGAUCUCUCACUACAAGAACGCGCGCCAGGUGUUCAUAGAGGGCAGCUCUGCGCCCUCGGCUGUGGAUUCUAACAGCAAGUAUGCUAGUGAGAUUGCGAGCUACAAGGGGAAAAUGCGCAAGUGGCAGGAGGAUUGCACCGAGAGACUGCGUGUUUUGGAGAACCGAUCGAAAGUUUCUAGUCAACCCGUCAUUCAAAGUCAGCCACGGCCCAAAGAAAAUGUUCGUUGUAACUCGGCGCCGGAUCGUUCCAAUGGAAGGACGGCUUCUAUCAAAGGGAUUGAUCCUAAGCUUGCUGCAAUCAUCGAAAAUGAGAUUGUCGAUCGCAGUCCAUCUGUAAGGUGGAAUGAUAUUGCUGGACUUGCAAAAGCUAAGCAAGCUUUGAUGGAGAUGGUCAUUCUUCCUACGAAAAGGAGUGAUCUUUUCACGGACCUUCGGAGACCAGCUCGAGGAUUGCUUCUUUUUGGUCCUCCGGGGAAUGGAAAGACAAUGCUAGCCAAGGCAGUGGCAUCUGAGUCUACUGCGACAUUCUUUAGCAUCAGUGCUUCGUCAUUAACUUCAAAAUGGGUUGGCGAGGCGGAAAAACUCGUUCGAGCAUUGUUCACGAUUGCGCGCUCCAGACAACCAGCAUUUAUCUUCAUCGACGAGAUAGACAGCAUUUUGUCAGCGAGAUCGGCGAAUGAACACGAUGCUAGCCGCAGGCUCAAAUCAGAAUUUUUGAGCCACCUUGACGGGCUCCCCUCGAACAAGGACGAUCGAAUCGUUGUGAUGGGUGCUACCAACAGGCCAGAGGAAAUAGACGAUGCAGUACGGAGACGUCUCGUGAAGAGAAUAUACGUCCCACUACCGGACUCUGAUGGCCGCAGGUCACUCCUACAAAAUCUUCUCAAAGGACAGGCCUUCAGCAUGUCAAGCUCUGACUUGGAAAAGCUCGUGAAAGACACAGAUGGGUAUUCUGGUAGCGAUCUUCGUGCGCUAUGCGAGGAAGCAGCGAUGAUACCAAUUCGCGAGCUUGGUCCACUGGUGGAAACGAUUCGUGCGAGCCAGGUUCGUGGCCUCAAUCUGGGAGAUUUUAGAGAAGCGCUCAAAGCGAUCCGGCCGAGCGUGUCGAGAGAACAACUGCAGCAUUUCGAGCAAUGGAAUCGCGACUUUGGCUCCACCUAGAGAUAAAAGAAAGAAAAGGUUCUCUCAUUGUAAAUAGCUGCGAUUACUUGAAAUCCACUUUGACGCAUAAAGCUAUACGAAAUUCUCACAAA
This is a messenger RNA of Selaginella moellendorffii, 1590 nucleotides long. RefSeq names its product spastin. The record is from RefSeq and is a predicted model, not a curated record. The transcript is spliced from 13 exons. Lineage: Eukaryota; Viridiplantae; Streptophyta; Lycopodiopsida; Selaginellales; Selaginellaceae. The coding region runs from base 149 to 1498 and encodes 449 amino acids. Gene Ontology annotation, cellular component: microtubule cytoskeleton. Gene Ontology annotation, molecular function: ATP binding; ATP hydrolysis activity.